Molecule: messenger RNA, 498 nt
Organism: Chondrus crispus (carragheen)
Lineage: Eukaryota; Rhodophyta; Florideophyceae; Gigartinales; Gigartinaceae
Exons: 1
Coding region: 1-498 (165 amino acids)
Source: RefSeq, a predicted model, not a curated record
AUGAAGCAGAAAGGGCGGUUCUGUCGUAGAAACGAUUCUCCGACAUGUUACAACCUCACGCCCCCCCGUCGUGCCACCCCUGCCACCAGCUGCGCCCUCCCCAGCAUCGAGCCCGCUUCUGCACACCUCUCCACCGCCGCUACGGCCACCUCCGCGAACGCCCCUUCCGUCCCCAGCUGCCGCCCCAUCUCGAACGCGUCCAGCUCCAACCCGCGCGCACCGCUCCCGUGUGAGAGUGACGCCCGCCGUACCAUCUCCGCCCACACGUCGCGCACGCCCUUGAUCAAGCCCAUAUCGGCGCCGAGGAAAGCGUCCUCGGCCUCUUGGAUCCGCAGCACGUUCACGUCCAAUUCCUCCCCGACCUUGCCGCCUUCUUGCAGGAUCGCCACCGCGUCCGAUACCGCCCGUGAUCCAUCCGUACCAGCCUCCCGCGCGUCUGCUUGCUCAAUCGAUUGCAAGCGGGCAUGCAAAAAGCUGUGCGCGCGCUCCAACACCUGA